This is a messenger RNA of Caenorhabditis auriculariae, 8209 nucleotides long. Lineage: Eukaryota; Metazoa; Nematoda; Chromadorea; Rhabditida; Rhabditidae. The record is from the annotation of a GenBank genome assembly.
AUGUUCGGAGGAAUCGCAGAUCGCACAAACGCCUUUCGCAUGAACCGAAGGCGGUUGGGAAUUUCUUUGAAUCAUGGCGGUCUCGAAGGCAAGUGAUCUCUUCGAUGUUAUAACCUAAAAAUUUUGAAUCAAAUCAAGACUAGUGAACAUCAAAGUGAGGAAAACUUCACAGAUACUACUUUUUGAUAGAAGGAAUAGCGCUCUUUUUGUUGGAGCAGCAUCAUCUUGGAAAAAAAAACAGUAGCGUUAUAAAAAUAUUUUCUCAAAUUUUUCUCAUCUUUUGGGUUCAACGCGUCUAUAUAUAUAUAUAUAUAUACUCUUCUCUCGGCAGUUAUCCAUAUAUAUGAAUAGCUGCCGAGAGAAGAGCUCGCUGGUGGUACAUUUACGAACUCGUAAAUCUGCCGCUUUUACGCUGCGCCGGACUCACAUUCUUGUGCAAAAUGCGCAUUUUUCGCGGCGCAACCUCGCAUUUUAGCUGUAUUUUUUUUCAAAUGUUUUUUUUUUGUAUUUUUGCGAGAGGAGAGCCAUGAAAAAGCGAAGUUGCGCCAAGAUAAAUGCGGAACCGGCGCGACGCGGCAGAUUUGCGUUUUUGCUUACCGCUUUCGACCUCGCCUUUCUCUCGCGAUGGACUAGGCAGUCAUCCUUAGUGAGAAGAAUUUAACACAAAGCUCAUUUGUAUUCUUUCGAUUCACCUGUGUAACUUUUUUUCUCAUUCUUCAUUCUUUGUCAAAUACAAAUAGUAUAUAAUAAACAGGGAGUUAAGCGAAAAAGUUUCAAAGCUUCAGAAACAAAACGACAAAAAAAGAGAUUGUAGAAGUUUUCAUUUUUUUAUUCGUGGUAUACUUCUUAUUUUUUUAUUUUUGUUUUUUUGACUUUUUCAAAAUUUCAGUUUGCUCAUUUUUAGCUUAAAGGAAACUGAAGCAUGAUUUUCUAUAAAGUAAUCAUUCAAGUACUUCUUUAUCAAGCGAUGAAGGUGAGCCUCGGCGACAAGCCAUCGAGACGCGCGUGUGGAAUUCCCUUUUUUCUUCGUUUCAUGUUGCAUUUUCUCUGUUUCUCUCCGUUAGCUGUGCACCUUCUGCAAAUCUCUUUUUCUCACUUACUUCAUUAUCAAAUGUCUCUACGCCUUUAGUAUCUGUUCGAAAUUGAUUUCUUCAUUUCAUCCUUUUUUCUGCAAAACGUUUUCCCUGCUCGAAAAAUUCAUCAUUUUCCUUUCCACACCUAAUAUAAUUUUCCAGACAUCUACCGCAAUAAUUGGGAACAGUGCUCCUCACCGCCAUCUGAUUGUCAGUUUAAUAAAUCAGGCGUAGAUCGUUGCAAGACGAUCGUGUCAAAGGAAAAUUGUGGUUCAGGUCACAUAGGCAUCAAUAAUUAAAAUUUUUCUUUUUUGAAGGUGAGCUAGAUACGGGUCCUAGUAGUGCAAGUUCGCCUCAUCCUCAACCGCACGUUUUCUUUUCAUCAACUUCACUAACUGUUCACUCAUCUGACUCUGCUGAGAAAAGCAUCGAAGAACGUGUCAGAAUGCCAAACAUCAAGGUUCGUAAAUGCCAUACUUUUCAAAGUCUAUUUGUGAUUCGCGGUAACUGACAUGAAUUUCAAUUUUCCGGUUUUCUCGGGAUCUUCACACAAGGAUUUGGCUGGUCGCAUUUGCGAACGGCUACAGCUGGAGGUCGCCAAGGCGUCACUAAAAAAAUUUAGUAACAAGGUUGACUUUAAAACUGUUUUUUGAUAUACACUUUUAUGCAGGAGACGAACGUGGAGAUCGGAGAGUCUGUGAGAGGAGAAGAUGUGUACAUCAUACAAUCGGCGGCCGGGGAGAUUAACGACAACCUCAUGGUAUUUUUGUUCAUUUGUCAAACAUGAAACACGAAAAUAACGGAAAUUUUCUUGCAGAAUAAUUUUGCUUGCAUUUUUAGGAGCUUUUGAUAAUGAUCAACGCUUGUAAAAUUGCUUCUUCGUGUCGUGUAGCAGCCGUUAUUCCUUGUUUCCCAUAUGCAAGACAGGACAAAAAGGACAAGAGCCGAGCUCCAAUAUCUGCUAAACUCGUAAGAUUUUCUACGGCGUUAUCACGCAUCCGCUCAACAAUAGGUCGCGAACAUGCUCUCUGUGGCUGGAGCCGACCACAUUAUCACUAUGGAUCUUCAUGCGUCGCAAAUUCAGGUUUUCAUGAGUUUUUUGGUCAUCUUCAAAAAUCAUUGUUGAGGGCUUUUUUGAUAUACCCGUGGACAACUUGUACGCUGAACCAGCAAUUUUAAAGUUCAUCAAAGAGUCGAUUCCAAACUGGCAAACUUCAGUUAUCGUUUCUCCUGACGCUGGAGGAGCCAAAAGGUUACUUGAUAUUUUCUUAUAACAAAAGGGCUUGUAAUUUCAAACUGAUUUCAAUAUAUAAUUUUCGAUUUACUGGAUGGUCGGAAGUUUACGGCUUUGAACAUUUAAGAAUAAAAAUUCUCAUAUUUCAGUUUCAUUUUGAUUCUCAAAAGUUGUUCAGAGUAGAGAGAGAAAAUGAAAGAAACUUUUCAAAACUUGAUUCGAAGUUAUUGCAAGUUCAACGAGUUACGAGUUGAAAAAAGAGUUUAAAAUCUUUUUUUUCAAAUCCCUUCUCAUUUAGACUAUCAGAACACAAACGUUUUUAUUAGUUCACACGAAUUCAUCAAUGACUUUUUAGGGUUACGUCUAUUGCCGACCGCUUGAACGUCGACUUUGCUCUAAUCCACAAAGAACGGAAAAGAGCCAACGAAGUAGAGAAAAUGACGUUGGUCGGCAGCGUCGAGAACAAAGUUGCGAUUCUUGUGGACGACAUGGCCGACACGUGCGGAACCAUCUGCAUGGCUGCUGACAAGUUUUCAACAAUCGUUGCAAUUUUAAUUACAAAAAACGUUGAGGUUGGUCGAGGCUGGUGCUGAGAAAGUCUACGCUUUCUGCGUACACGGGAUCUUUUCUGGACCGGCCCUCACGCGUCUCAACAAUUCCAAGUUCGAAGCGGUCGUCGUGACAAACACGAUUCCUCAAGAAAACAACAUGAAGCUGUGUCCCAAGAUUCAGGUAGAGAUCCAUUUUAAAACUAUAGAUAGUCAUAAUCUGACUAGGGAACGUUUUUUGGCCCCCAGUUGAACUUUUGAUGAAACUUUGCUGAGGUGGACUUGAGGACCUCUUGACUCCAGAACAAGAAAAAAAAGUUUCACAAUAUUUUACAAAUUUUGAAGCUUUAUAAAUCGAAAACAAGAUCUAUUGAGAGGAAUAUUCAUCUAGUUUUGGACAGUCCUAAAGUGAACUUCAUAAAAUUUUCAUCAAAAGUUCAACCGGGGAAAUUUCACCUAGUGAGGUUUUUCAAUUGUAAUAAUUUUUUCAGUGCAUCGACAUCUCUAUGAUUCUGGCUGAAGCCAUCAGGCGCACACACAAUGGCGAAUCAGUGUCCUAUCUAUUUUCACAUGUGCCUAUUUGUUGAAUCUCAUCAUUCUAUUCCUGUUACGCACGUUUUUUGUUUUCUCAUUUUGUAUUUCUUUUUGUUGUAAUAAUGCUGUUAGCGAGUUAGACAAUUCUUUGUCCAAAUUCAAAUAAGUUUUUAUUUGUGUUUGUUCGUGAAAACUCAAAAUGCAUUUUUGUUUUGACAUAAACAAUGUGAAUAAGUAGUUUUUGCAAUGCGAAUGAGAUUUCCGUAUCUCUAAUUGUACUUUCAUACAAAAAGCUGGUAGAAAGUUUUGACUUAAUACCCUGUUUCAAUUUUAACUUUCAAGAAAGUGCAUGUAAUUAAAAUGAGCUAUAUAAGAAAUUGAGCCGCUCUCUUCAGAAAUAAUGUAUCAAUGAUGGAUGAAGCGGCCACGAGAAGUGCUUUAGAAUUAUCGCAAAAAGCGGUUCAUUUCGACCAGGCAAGCUAUUUCUAGCCGAUUUGUUGAACCUUUUUAACCACUGGUCAAUCGGCGUCACAAAAUUAGAUAGUCUGUUUGUAUUCUGAAUUUCAAGCAGCUAACUCCGUCUCCAGGGAUACAAUAUCCUUUGCGUCGAUGUUUUAUCGCGCCUGACGAUUCUUGCGUGAAAUAGUAAAAAAAAUUUAGGGCUGUUAAAGAACAGUGCUAAAUUUUUUCACUACUUUUUCAAGAUGUAUAGGCCAAUCCGCGCCAGCUUGUCACGUUUUUCUUUCCGCCAAAAGGCCAGGUCAAAUUUGAACAACUUCGCUUCAAGACCUCCGUUUCUUGCCUUUAUAAACGCAGAAAUUUGAUCUAAUUUGGUAUGCGGUCUUUUUGGCGGAAAGAAAAACGUGACAAGCUGGCGCGGAAUAGGCUAUAGGAGAAAAAUAUGAAAAUUUAGCGCUAUUAUAGGAUCAUCGUCCCCCAAGAUGAUUAAACGAGACGCCAUUAUAGAUAGCACUCCCAAAAGUCUCCUCUUGGCGCAUUCCGCGUGCGUGCGCGCGCCAAUUCAAAUUUCGUCUCUUGGACUAGAUUUACAGGCUUCCAGUAUAUGGUUCUUUUUUUGUAUAAUUUUUUUCUUACUUAUUCAUUUCCAGUUUUCUUUUUAUUUAAUAUUGACUCAUUUAGGGAAUCUAACUUUAUUUAAGAAAGUUUUUUCUUGUUUUAGCGCAAAUUCAAAUUUUCGCCUUCACUCACUUGCACAGGCAAAUGGGGAAGGUACCAUAAUGUGCCCACAAAUAUACCUCUUAAAAUGAAUCUUGAAUAUUCCAUAACGUGUCCAUCAUGAGACGUCGAGCAUAAAUUUUAGCUCUAGCUGCCCAGGGAAUGGUCUCUGGUCGUAGUUGGAUUUCAGAAUGAGACACAGUUCACUAGAUGAAGUUUUUCAUGCUGUUUCCAAAUCUGUUCUCAAAAAAAUGCCGCGCAGGUCCGUGAAAAAAAGUUUUUUGGAAACGUUUUUUUGAGCGGAGAUACGAUUUUUUUCAAAGCUCCUCGCAUGAUAAGGAAAUGUGCUGCUGAAAAUUCAUUUUUUUCGUUUCUCAUGAGCGAAUGGAGAACAACGUGUACAGCUCAUACAAAUUUCAAAGGAAGUCUGAAAACAGAAUGAAUAAAAAAAUUAGAAAACCGAAGUGACUAAAAAAAUAAUAAUAAUAAAAAAACCUGGGAAGCAUUUCCAGGCUACUCGGUAGCAAUCAAAAAAAUUUCAGGUACUCUGCCCGUAUAUCCAGUUAUCAUAGAUAUGAUACCCGGGUAAAAAUUAAUUGGAAGUUUUUUUAAUGCAAGAAAAAAAUUAUACAAAAAAAGAACCAUAUACUGGAAGCCUGUAAAUCUAGUUCAAGAGACAAAAUUUGAAUUGGCGCGCGCACGCACGCGGAAUGCGCUAAGAGGAGACUUUUGGGAGUGCUAUCUAUAAUGGCGUCUUGAUUAAACGACGCGAAAGAAACUGUAUUCCCGGGGGGUAUAGUUGCUUGACAUUUAAAAUCUGAACAGACUAUAGUCACGAUUACAAGUGAAAAUUCACUCUGCUAGUACUACUGCUGCUAGUACUACAGCAGAGUGAAUUUUCACUUGCAAUCGUGGUUACAAAUUUUACUGUUAUCUUUUACUGCCUCUGCUAUCGGAGCUUCAGAAGUUUCGACCGUAUAUUAAUUUCAACUUUUCAAAAACCAAUUUUCAAGUAGCAAACGAUAUUUUUUAAAACGAAAUUUCAAAUAUUGAACUCUAUUCUGAACUUUCUCAAUCCAAGCCUUCGAAUAAAUUUGGUCAAUAUUUGAGAAAAUAUCGAAUGAGCGAUUGUUUUUUGGUCUCUCAUGAGGCUUUUUAUGAUGCCGCCGAGCUUUUAAAAAUUGAGGCUCGGUCUAAUUUUGAACGAAAGAUGGGUGCUAAGACAUGGUCGAGUUUUCUUUUUCCGGAGGGUACUGUAUGUGAAAUUCCGCAUUUGGCGUGUUUGUACAUUACUCUAACCCUAAGAAUAACUGCCGAGAUAAACUCGAGACGCUGGCGGUACAUUGACGAGCUCGCAAACAUCUCGCUUUUUUUCUUGCAUUUUUCUGGGCGCGAGCUCGCAUUUCUCUCGCAUUUUGAAAAUUUCCGGAAUGCAAGAUAAAUGCGAGGUCGCGCCUAGAAAAAAGCGACAUGUUUGCGAGUUCGUCAAUGUACCGCCACCGACCUCGCGUUUAUCUCGUCAGUUAUUCUUAGUGAACAAAAGUUGCGGUGCACCUCGCGUCGAACCGGCUAUCGGGAUGCACCCCUUAUUGAACUCAGCGCGAUUGGGUGCACCCCGCGUUGGACUUUUCGGUGCACGCCUGGUUACACUGCGGGGUGUACAGGAAAGUUCACCGCAACUUUUGUUAGAGUAGCGAGUGAUCCAUCUCCGCGUUUUUCAUUAUAGCGUUUAUUCUAUUUUCGUUCUAAAUCUCAAUGAAACUUCUCUUUUUGGAAGUUUUGGAGAAAUUAAUAACAACUAUAGGAAACAGUUAAAUUGGAACAACUAUUCAUUUUAAGUCAUUAUGAAAAAAAAUAAUAAAAAUUUUAAAACAAAAAUGGAGAAAAGGCGGGACCACUCGAAAUGUGCAAACACGCAAAUUGCACACUCCAAAUGCGGACUUUCACAUACAGUACUCUUUGCAAAACUCUCUCUCGUCGUAACACCAAAAGUUUGAUUUCGUCGACUAUAUCGGAUAUUAGAGUGCUUAUAUCGUUAAUUUUGCUCUAUUGUGGCGCAAUCAAGCAACUGCUCUAUUGUGGCGCAAUCAAGCGGAAUUGUUUAGGCAAGGCGCUAUGAUGAGGCAAUCUUCUGCUACUCUGAAGCGGCCAACAAACUACUUCAAUUGGUCCAAGCCAAAAAGGUUGUCGUCACAAGAGCUUCGAGAUCAAUGAUAAAGUGAACAGUGUUUACCUAUCUUGCGGAAAAAUGUUCAAGAAUGCGUGGAGAGAGCCGAGUUUCUGAAAAAAAAUCUUCAUUCACUGCAGGAGGCGGUAAUUCUUGGUAGGACGGAGAAGUCUUUGUUCACGGAAAUAUUCCAGUACCCCAAGUCUGAGGAUGACAGUAUUAGAGAAAAAGCCGAGUUCAUGAUUAUGAAAGCCGAGUUUCUGGACGACGGGCAACAUUUGCAACUUGCCAGCGACGCAUUCAAGGAAGUUGUCGGAUACGCUAUCGAAAUGGUUCUUUCUAAAUAGUUUUUGAGAUUCCUCUGAAAUAUGAAAAAUUUUUCAGGGUAAAUCUCAAAAAGACGCAGAAACCAGGACGAAAUUGCACGAAAUUGCCAUGAAAGGUCUUCAAAGAGCCGAGCAGCUUGAUAAGAUAAUUCAAGAGAGGGAAAUUGACCAUUUCACUGGGAUGCUACCCGAAGUCCCGCAAAUAGGUACUGCAAAGACUUGAAAGCAAAACAAUUCGCAGAUCUUCCUUUGGCCAUUUCUCCCGCUGUGGCUAUGAAUGAAGAAAUUUCGCCUGUGGUUCCGUCUCCAAACAACGCAUCGGUUUCUAAAGAUCUAUUCGAAAAUGUUCGAAAAUUCGAGGUCUUCAGACCGAGAGAUUAACAAAAGAAGAAGUUGCCGUUCUCGCGUCGACGUCAAAUAUCAACGGUCGUGUCUAUGUACCUUUUCUCGCGUUCGACCUAGCCGAAAAGUUCAAAUUCUCCACCAAAUUCACGUUGAUACAAAUACAAUUAUUCUGUUAUUGUGGGGAUUCUAGUGAUACGGAUGGAAAACUUGCAACGACUGAAAAGCAAAAAAAGCGUCGUUUUUCCUGGAAAAGAGCUUCCGAAAUGUACGAAGAAGCGGUCGUCAUUCAUUCAGUCGACAGUUCUACUAUCAAACAGGUGCUUCGAUGCAGAUAAUUGUUCGAAUUUCCGGUUUAAGACUUUGGUUUCCGAUUGUUCUUUCAUCUCUUCGCUUUCCAUUGCCGCAAGUUAUGAGAGACGCUUUGGGAAACAGCUCGUCACAAGGUCUGUUUUUUUUUCUUUCUCUUCUUUUAUUAUUUUUUAUUCUGUUUAAGUAUAAUCUAUCCACAAAACAAAAACGGCAUUCCUCAGCAUAACCCUUUUGGCAAGUACAUGGUCAAGUUCCACAUAAACGGCGUCUGGAGAAAAGUUGUUUUGAUUUCCAAAAACUGAAAACAAAAAAGAAUACAGGUGAUUAUUGACGACUUUUUGCCAUGCGACGAGAACCUGCAGUUGUUGUGUUCUCACACGGAAAGGAAAGGAGAGUUAUGGGUUUCGCUUCUCGAAAAAGCCUAUCUGAAGGUGAUGGGUGGCUAUGACUUUCCUGGAUCCAACUCGGUGAUUUUUUUGUGUUCAUUCAUAUUCUGA